Molecule: messenger RNA, 1748 nt
Organism: Harpegnathos saltator (Jerdon's jumping ant)
Lineage: Eukaryota; Metazoa; Arthropoda; Insecta; Hymenoptera; Formicidae
Product: phospholipase A(2)
Exons: 5
Coding region: 703-1494 (263 amino acids)
Biological process (GO): phospholipid metabolic process; arachidonate secretion
Molecular function (GO): A2-type glycerophospholipase activity
Source: RefSeq, a predicted model, not a curated record
CGCAGGUUCAAGACAGAUUCGUCACUGAACUUCGUUGACCCACAUCGCGGGUUGUUGCGCACGUGCCCUUCGGGGCGCGUACUCUCGUUUUCGCGAGAUCGGCCUGAAUUGAAACGACCCAAGCCACGUUACCUAUGAACAACGAGGUCGCAGGCCGUUGCGACUGCAAUUAAAUGCGCCUGCUGACAAGCCCGCUGAUAGACGAUGUCACUUAACCACCUGCCGGCGCUUAUAAACACCGGUGCGCCGAUCGCUGAGAAGUGAGAAGGAGAAGACGCACGUGACGCAAUUAAUUAAUGGCCUCGUUGCGUCCGUCAUCUCGGUGACGAUUAUGGCCGCAGCUUCUGUGUUCCAAUGGCAAACAGCAGCGUGUUCAGCCGGCAAUUACCGUUCGCUCGUUAAAUGUUGAAUCAAUAACGACCUUGGCGGGAUCGCGGGGAGACGUUUAGUUUGUGAUUGUCGAGCCGCCUCAGCCCCGCGGCAAAUAUAUAUCUGCUGUUUGUUGCCGUUUGGACAAGGUAGAGAUACGCACAAGCCGGUCCUUAUUCCUUCUUUCGAAAGCCGCACUCUUCACCUCGAGCUCUCUCGGGCUAAUGUUGGCUGAGAUGAGACACACACCCGAGAGUUGAGGCUGGACGAUCUUCUCGUCUUUGUUCCUUCUCUGCGCGCGGCCUUGGUGUUUUCGGGCGUCGAGCUUCGUCGAUGUUUAUUCUGGUGGCUCUCUUCCUGCCGAAUCUCUGGAACCCGACGGCCGAGGCGAGCGUGUUGGUCGCCGACACGACCAUGUCCAGGAUGGUGGAGCUGAACGCUGAUGCGCCUUUUUGCGCUCUUUACAACGACCGCGGGAUCAUCCAGAAAAUGGUCCUUGGGGCGGAUCCCAAGAAGGUUCGUCAAAUGUCCAGCAACCUGGUCGCUGAUCUCGUGGAAACCUGCAAGGCUUCGCGAGAUAGGGGCAAGGUGAGGCGCUUUGCCUGCAGGAAGAAUCAAAUGCCUGGCGGUUUGAUAUAUCCCGGCACCAAGUGGUGUGGGCCGGGCAACGUGUCCACUUCUUACGAGGACUUGGGUCAUCAUACAGCCGAGGACGCCUGCUGCAGGGAGCACGAUCAUUGCUCGUACACAAUAGCGCCGCAUGAGUGCUUACGCGGUAUAUGCAAUAAUUCACCGUUUACUCGCUCGCAUUGCGACUGCGACGCCAAGUUGCGCAGGUGUUUGCAGAAUGUCAAUACCGAGGUAGCGAACACUCUUGGCGCGCUUUUCUUCAACAUCAUACAAGUCACCUGUUUCAAGGAGAGACGCCCGUGCUCCCAGUGGCAAAGUUGCGAUUUGGAAUUCGUGAACGCAACGAGCUAUUUCUUAAGGCAACCGCAACGUAAUCAGGCAUUUGACAGAUCGCUAAUGAAGACUUUCUACGCCAUAAUUAGAAGAUUGACAGCGGGAUCGAGGGAUCUUUUUCAAAAUAUUGUUUUGUUCUUUUCGACGCAUCGCAAGAAAUGAAGAGAAUGGCUAUGCAGAGGCUGUAUCCGAUCGCUUAUGUUCGCAAUACAAGUUCCAACCUAGCGACAAGUACGUGCCUAUGAUGCCUUUGAACAUGAACAUGUGAAUCCGGAAGCGACAGAAGGACAGGCUAGCUAAUAAGAAGGCUAGCUAAAGGGCCCCCAUCCCGUUAUCACGGAGAUUACAUUAUGACAAUGACCAUUUAUUUACAUAUCAAAUUGCCGUCCUUACUGUCGCGCACCAAUGUGCACACU